UUCCCUGCAGUAGUUUGUGUCUCUGCCCCUUCCACAUUGGGGGGAUCUCCCUGCAGUAGUUUGUGUCUCUGCCCCUCCCACAUUGGGGGAUUUCCUGCAGUAGUUUGUGUCUCUGCCCCUCCCAUAUGGGGGGAUUUCCCUGCAGUAUAGUUUGUAUCUUUGCCCCUCCCAUAUUGGAGGGAUUUCCCUGCAGUAGUUUGUGUCUCUGCCCCUCCCACAUGGAGGGGAUUUCCUGCAGUAGUUUGUGUCUCUGCCCCUCCCACAUUGGGGGGAUUUCCUGCAGUAGUUUGUGUCUCUGCCCCUCCCAAAAG
Messenger RNA from Staurois parvus, 311 nucleotides. The record is from the annotation of a GenBank genome assembly. Lineage: Eukaryota; Metazoa; Chordata; Amphibia; Anura; Ranidae.